ACUCAAACCACGCCUGAACGCUAAGUGUUUUCUUGUGUCUAAUUAUUUUGUUUCUGAAUGCGGCGGCUUCACUGCGUAAUUCCGGUGCGACAACAGUGUUUUGUGGCAACUUUCGUUUCCCAGUGAGUGAGGACCGUGGACUGGUGAGGGUUAUGGACACAACUGAAUUGGCCCCUGAGGGCCCCUUAGACCUGCCUCUGUCCCUGCUGGAGAUGGGAUGCUCAGGCAGGUUUGAGCUGAUCACACAUCCAAUACCUGACCAGCCUUUGCCUCCACUCAGCACGCUCCCUCAUGGGCUGCCUCCCACCAGCCUGAACCUGGAGGCAGAAGUAGAGAAGCAGUUUUUAAGGGACCCCGCCUGGCUUCCAAUACAUGACACAGACUUUGCCUUCAAGAACUUUCUCAAGGUGACUCGUAGAGAGGUUCAUGUGGACUCUCUGCUCAGAUGCAGUCCGUCUUCUCUUCACUCUGGCCUCUCUGUUGUCAGGGAUCCGACCACAGGAAUGCUGCUGGACUUCACAGAGGUGUUGCUGGAGAACACUAGUCUGUCGUCAAAGAACUCGCUGUCACUACAACGCCAACCUGGACCCCCUUCGGAGAGCCUGCGAGGAAGCAACACCAACUAUCCUUUUCUGCCUGGUGGAAUGGAGGAACUGACUCUGGAACAAAUCAAAAAGAAAUCUGAGCUGGAGGAGGACAUAGACUUUGAGAAGGAUUUACUCAGAGUCCCUCCCGGACUUAAAGCUGGGAUGGACUUCAGUGACAAAGUUGCCAAAGUGGCAAAGCCAGAGGUCAACCUCAUGUCCUUGCUGUCUACAUGUGAUGACAUCAAUUUGCAGCCUGAGUUGGAGGAGAAGGAGGAAGACCACGGGGAUAAAGGAGCUCCCAAACUACCCCGAGCAAAUAGUUUAGAAGACCUCGGUAUCAAGGAUUCCGUGUCACAAUUGAGUCCUUCAGGCAGCGGAAAAGAUGAGAAAUCUAAGACCAACCACGACAUGGAGGAAAAUAAAAAGUGGGCCAUCCCCAUGGACAUAACUUCACCCUGCGAUGAUUUCUACAAGCGUAUCCCACACCCGGCUUUCAAAUGGCCCUUUGAGCCGGACAUUUUCCAGAAGCAGGCCGUGCUGCGGCUGGAAGAUCACAACUCCGUCUUUGUAGCUGCACACACAUCAGCUGGCAAAACAGCGGUGGCCGAAUACGCCAUUGCCCUCUCUCAGAAACACAUGACCAGGACCAUUUACACAUCCCCUAUCAAGGCUCUGUCCAAUCAGAAGUUCAGAGAUUUUAAGAACACAUUUGGGGAUGUUGGACUCCUGACGGGCGAUGUCCAGCUCAGCCCAGAGUCUUCGUGUCUCAUCAUGACGACGGAGAUCCUCAGGUCGAUGCUUUAUAACGGCUCAGAGGUCAUCAGAGACCUGGAGUGGGUGAUUUUCGAUGAGGUUCACUACAUCAAUGACACAGAGAGAGGUGUCGUGUGGGAAGAGGUUUUGAUCAUGCUUCCCGAUCACGUUGGGAUCAUUCUCCUAAGCGCCACAGUGCCGAAUGCACUGGAGUUCAGCGAGUGGAUUGGUCGUAUUAAGAAAAGGAACAUUUACGUGAUCAGCACAGCUAAGAGACCUGUGCCUCUGGAGCAUUAUCUAUAUACUGGAAACAGCACUAAGACUCAGAAAGAGAUGUUCCUGCUGGUGGAUGCUACAGGCAACUUCCUGACUAAAGGGUACUAUGCAGCUGUAGAUGCCAAGAAGGAGCGCACCAGCAAACACGCCCAAACAUUCGGCACCAAAAACACAUCUCAGAACACCACAGCCAGCCAGGAUCGAGCGGUGUGGUUGGCGCUCCUGCACUUUUUGUCCCAGCGGCAGCAGACCCCUGUCGUUGCAUUCACCUUCUCUCGGACACGCUGUGACGAGAACGCUCGCUCGCUGGAGUCCAUGGACUUCACAACCUCGGUAGAGAAAGCCGAGAUCCACUCGUUCUUCCAAAAAAGCAUAAGCCGCCUGAGAGGAGGAGACCGACAGUUACCUCAGAUCCUUCUCAUGAGGAACCUGUUGAAGAGGGGAAUCGCAGUCCAUCAUAGCGGGAUCCUGCCAAUCCUGAAGGAGGUCAUUGAGAUGCUCUUCUCACGAGGUCUGGUAAAGGUGCUGUUUGCCACUGAGACGUUUGCCAUGGGAGUGAACAUGCCAGCCAGGACCGUGGUAUUUGACAGCAUCAGGAAACAUGACGGGAGUGGCUUUAGAAAUCUGCUGCCUGGUGAAUAUAUUCAGAUGGCAGGCAGAGCAGGCAGGAGAGGUCUGGAUCCUACAGGCACAGUCAUCAUUCUGUGUAAAGCCGGUGUGCACGAGAUGGCGGACCUGCACACUAUGAUGCAGGGUAAGCCGACCACCCUGCAGUCUCAGUUUAGACUGACCUACACCAUGAUUCUCAACCUGCUGCGGGUCGAAGCUCUCCGUGUGACCGACAUGAUGAGGAGGAGCUUCUCUGAAAGCCACAGAGAAACACAGGCCCACGAGAAGAGGAUCAACCAGCUCAAGCAGGCACUGUCCUGCCUGCUGCCUCUGGACACGGAAGGCCAGCUGUCUGAUCUGCUGCUGUACUACCACACCAUCACAGAGCUGCGUAUCAUCACCGAGACCCUGCAGUGCGCAGUACUGGAGUCUGUCAGUGGGCUCAAAGCUCUGUCUGUAGGUCGAGUUGUGGUGGUGAACAACAAACAGCAUCUCAACGCUCUCGGAGUUAUCCUACAGGUGUCCAGUGACUCUGUGAACCGCACGUUCACGGCUCUCAUCAUCUGUGAGAAGGGAAAUGAGGAAGGUGACGGAAAAGUCACUGACCACACCGCAUUUCCUCACCUCUAUAAUACGGCUCUCUUUAUACCCGAAGGUCCAUGUAGCCACACAGUACAGAAACUGAAGCUACAUGACAUUUCAGCUAUCACGAUGAAAACCAUCAAAGUGAUUCCUGACAGGAUCAUCGAUAACUACAACAAGAGGCAACAGCCACGAUUCAGGCAUGAUCCUCCUGGCCAGGCCAUCUCUACAGCCACCCAGGAGCUCCUGAGAUUGGCUGAGGCCUGUCCUGGGGGGAUAGCAACCCUUGACCCUGUCAAUGAUCUCCAAUUAAAGAGUGUUGAUGUGGUCGAGAGCUCCAUGAGGCUCCGCGUGCUGCAGGAAAGCCUCAAAGAUUAUAACUGCAUCCACUCACCAAUGUUCUCAGAGCAGUUUGCACGGGUGAAGGAGAGGAUGAGUAUGCAGGAAGAGCUGGACAGGCUGCUGUUCCUUGUGUCGGAUCAGUCUCUGUCUCUGCUGCCUGAAUAUCACCAGAGGAUCAAGGUUCUGCAGUCGCUGCAGUACAUCGAUAGCAGCGGCGCGGUGCAGCUGAAAGGCCGCGUAGCAUGUCAGAUCAGCAGCCACGAACUGCUGCUGACGGAGCUACUGUUUGAGAACGUCUUGAGCCCCCUGGCACCAGAGGAGAGCGCCGCCCUGCUGUCUUGUUUGAUCUUCACACAGAACACACAGGUGGAGCCUCACAUUACCAACACACUGCAGGAGGGCAUCAAUCGGGUGCUGUCAGUGGCACAGCGUAUCGGAGAGCUGCAAAGGGAAUGUGGGAUACCACAGAUGGCCGAGGAGUUUGUGAGCCAGUUCAAAUUUGGUCUGACAGAGGUGGUGUACUGUUGGGCCAGAGGCAUGCCGUUUGCAGAGAUUGCCCAGUUGACUGACGUCCAGGAGGGCACGGUAGUGCGCUGCAUCCAGCGUCUGGACGAGGUGCUGAAGGAGGUGCACCAGGCCGCCCGCAUUGUGGGUGACUCCGUGCUAGGAAGCAAGAUGGAGAAGGCCUCUCUGGCUAUCCGCAGGGACAUCGUCUUCACCGCCUCCCUCUACACCCACUGAGACUGAGAAGGAGGGAGGGUGUGGCGUAGAUACAAAUGAACUUGUGAGCAUGCUGAGGUGUCUGCAGCCAGCGUUGUGUGAAGGAAGCAGUGACGUGUCUUUAUGUGCCUACAAACUGUUUACAUGACAUUACUGCAGUGGAAAUGGAACUGAUCUUU
Thalassophryne amazonica is the source of this 4048-nucleotide messenger RNA. It is a transcript of the gene skic2, whose product is annotated as SKI2 homolog, superkiller viralicidic activity 2-like. The transcript has 29 exons. Gene Ontology annotation, cellular component: Ski complex. NCBI's taxonomy places the organism in Eukaryota, Metazoa, Chordata, Actinopteri, Batrachoidiformes, Batrachoididae. Gene Ontology annotation, molecular function: ATP binding; RNA helicase activity; RNA binding. Gene Ontology annotation, biological process: nuclear-transcribed mRNA catabolic process, 3'-5' exonucleolytic nonsense-mediated decay. Bases 153 to 3890 code for a protein of 1245 amino acids. The record is from RefSeq and is a predicted model, not a curated record.